AUGAAUUCAAGGGACGAGGAAGCCAAUUACUUGACAAGUCCUCAUAUCUACCGGUCAAAUGCAGGGCAAGAGCAGCUUGGUACUAAAUAUGCCUUCAAUAGUCCGCAACCAAUGCAACACACAUUACCAACUCCAUACACCCUUAAUCAGAACAAACUGGACCAUAUAAACGCUGUUGAAAGGGAUAAUUCCGAUUUGAAUGAUUACUCAUUGGUUGAAAAUAGCAUGCUGAAUCAUCGCAAUCACCAGCGUCAUCACCAGCACAGCCAUCGACCCACCGUUGAUCCGAACACUAGCUCCAAUGAUAUCGAUGUCAAUAGUAGUCAAAUAUUAACUGAUGGUGAUAACUCUAUCAAUGCUGAAUUUACUGGUACGACACAUAGUUCAACAUCACACGACGUUGAAGUGCUUCUGUCAUCCUCGAAUUCGAGAGCCUCCGCCUCCAUUGUUACAGGUUCCAAUCAAGGUUCUACCAUCCAGACAUCAGCAAACUCAACAGAAAGAAAUGGGAAGUCAUCUAUAUCUUCAUCCUCAUCAUCAUCGUCAGCGGCAGCAACUAGAACAGCAAUCACUGGAAAUAACAUCUCUCAACCAAUCUUACCUGAUAUAAAUGAACAACCUUCCUCUGUGUUGCAUUUCGGAAAUUUUGCAAACGAAUUAUUGCUUGCGAGUCCUGAACAAUUCAAAGAAUUUUUGAUGGACUCACCAGCAGGUUUAAACUUUUGGCAACAAAGACAAACUCCCGCCAAGACACCUCUUAAAUUUGUCACUAAUAAUACGAAUUUAACCCAUCAACAAAAUAACACAGGAUUGAUGAAUUCCAUUCACUCUCCAUUGCAAAAUAUUGAUGUAAACCUCAUGUUCAAUUCUGCUUCCAAGACUUCAUUGUCUCCGCCUCGAAAACAGAUGUCCUUGACGCCAUACGGCAGAAGGAUUUUGAAUGAAAUGGGAACACCGUUUACCAAAAUGAUGCAACCAAUUUCUUCGAACAACAGCGCAUUGGUUGACUUUCAUCGUGCCCGAAAGCAUAACUUACAGUCUACACCUACUUCAAGACCAGCUUUAAGGAAUGAAAGCCCUGGAUCGAAGCUAUAUUGCUCAUCCCCUACCACCAUCCAACUUCAUUCGUCAGGUGUCAAAUGUUCGCCUGAAAGAGAUCCAAACAUCGAUGAGAAACUAUUUCACCUUCGAGCAUCACCGACACCUAAACUAUCCCUAAAUAAAAGUGAGAAGUUCAGACUUGACCCAAGUUUUGAACUACCGAAAAUGGGAUCCUUCAAAGAAGGGCUCACAAUUCCGUCAUUAAGAGCACCGGACACUAACAACCAACCAAUUAACAUUAAUAACGCUAAUAUACAUUCCAGUAUGGGUACAACACAUGACAUAUCAUCUACUUCGGAAAAAGUAAGAAAACCAAAGCUUAACAGAAAUGGGAAUAAAAACAAAUCUAAGACAAAUCAAUUAAUCACAAAACAGAGGUUCCAAAUUAUAAUGACCGAUACAACCAGUUUUAAUUCGGAUGACGGAGUUACUUCGAAUAAUCAAGCAAAAUUAAAGAGAUCUCGUUCGGUUAUUGUACCUGGAGAAGUUAAGAAAAAGAAGAAAAAGAAGAAAGUCUACGAAACUUCUAAUAUCAUACCUAAUUCUCAAUAA
Kluyveromyces lactis is the source of this 1653-nucleotide messenger RNA. It is a transcript of the gene NDD1, whose product is annotated as Ndd1p. The transcript has a single exon. The record is from RefSeq and is a predicted model, not a curated record. NCBI's taxonomy places the organism in Eukaryota, Fungi, Ascomycota, Saccharomycetes, Saccharomycetales, Saccharomycetaceae. Bases 1 to 1653 code for a protein of 550 amino acids.